AUGGAGCCCUUUUCGUCUUUAUUCGAUUUCAGUGCGUCAGCCAAUGCCGUGGCGAGUGAUUCACAAGCGAGCGCAACUGCGAAUGCCUAUGCGGCGGCUUCGUCGCCCGAUUUGCGCACAGUCGCACGUGUGGCCUCGCCCAUCGGAUCGGAAAAAUCCAUGGAACGCAUGGAGUCACAGAUUGCCCAUCUCCGACGACGUGUCUCCUCACUGGAGUUCCAGCAGAAUAUUGUCGGUACCGGCUUAACUCUGUAUGUGGCCUUUCGGAUUUUGCGAUGGCUUCUUCGCGCUCUGCAGUGA
Messenger RNA from Echinostoma caproni, 300 nucleotides. The record is from the annotation of a GenBank genome assembly. Lineage: Eukaryota; Metazoa; Platyhelminthes; Trematoda; Plagiorchiida; Echinostomatidae.